GAGUUGACACAAUACAGAAGGCAUCUGGAGUUACAGUGAAUGAUGAAGUCAUCAAAGUUUUUAAUGAUAUGAAAGUAAGGAAAUCUUCUACCCAAGAGGAGAUCAAAAAGCGAAAGAAAGCAGUUCUCUUCUGUUUAAGUGAUGACAAAAGACAAAUAAUUGUAGAGGAAGCAAAGCAGAUCUUGGUGGGUGACAUUGGUGAUACUGUAGAGGACCCCUACACAUCUUUUGUGAAGUUGCUACCUCUGAAUGAUUGCCGAUAUGCUUUGUACGAUGCCACAUACGAAACAAAAGAGUCUAAGAAAGAAGACCUAGUAUUUAUAUUCUGGUGUGCUCCUGAAAGUGCACCAUUAAAAAGCAAGAUGAUUUAUGCUAGCUCUAAAGAUGCCAUUAAAAAGAAAUUUACAGGAAUUAAACAUGAGUGGCAAGUAAAUGGCUUGGAUGAUAUUAAGGACCGUUCAACACUUGGAGAGAAACUGGGAGGCAAUGUAGUAGUUUCACUGGAAGGGAAACCCUUAUAAAAAUGACAGUCAAGUGCCAUCUGGAUCUUAAGGGGCUUUCAUUGUUCCAGCUCAGUCCAUUGGAAUAGUAUUAGAGUUUGUUUGUUUGUUUUUUUCCCUUU
Messenger RNA from Octodon degus (degu), 622 nucleotides. It is a transcript of the gene Cfl2, whose product is annotated as cofilin 2. The record is from RefSeq and is a predicted model, not a curated record. Gene Ontology annotation, cellular component: actin cytoskeleton; cytoplasm; actin cortical patch. NCBI's taxonomy places the organism in Eukaryota, Metazoa, Chordata, Mammalia, Rodentia, Octodontidae. Gene Ontology annotation, molecular function: actin filament binding. Gene Ontology annotation, biological process: cell motility; actin filament fragmentation; actin filament severing. The transcript has 3 exons. Bases 69 to 521 code for a protein of 150 amino acids.